AUGCUCCCCCCGCCCCCCGGGGAUCUCAGGUGAGGGAACUGGCUGCUGCCCUCAGACACCGGCUCCUAGCUCCAAGGCUCACUGGUGUUUGAAGAUGAAGCUGAGAGUGAGAGUGUGGAAGCAGACAUGUCGUCUUGAGUUAGACGAGGAGAAUCCGACACUUGGAGACCUGAGAAGCAAGGUGUCUGCCUCGCUCCUCCCAUCUCUCAGUUACAGCAAUGAAGUUAUGUUUACUAUAACGCUAAAUGGUAGUGAUGCCCUCACAGACGAUCAGAAUACUCUGAAAUCCUAUGGUAUCAUCUCUGGUGAUCUGAUCAUUGUGCUGUUGCCAGAUUCUCUACACCCGGUCGAUGCCUUGUUACAUCUUCAGGAUCAGCCGGGUUCUGUCAUCGUCCCUGAGAGUUGUGCCUCCUCCAGCAACACCACCUACAAGAGGCAGAAGUCCCAAGAUGAUAACAUGACCACAGGGGUCCAUGGUACAUUUAAAGCUAUGGCAAGGACUCCAGGUUCAGAACAGGAAGAUUUUCCCGGUGAGCAGUUUGUGAUGGAAGAAGGGACCAGCUCUCCUUGGGAGCCAAUGCUAUGCAGUGAGGCUGUAGAUGGGAAGAUACCACACUCCCUGGAGAAACUCUACCAUGUGGCAGAAUGCACUAACGCUAACGAUGCCCUGAUUGUUGUCUUACAUCUGUUAAUGCUGGAGACUGGGUACAUCCAACAGGGUGCAGAAACCAAAACCCUUGCCAUUCCAGAUCAGUGGCGCGGUCAGGGUGUGUACAAACUUCACUAUUCUCACCCCAUGUGUGAUGAAGGCUCGGUGACACUAUCAUGUGUUCCCAUGGGAAAACUUCUUGUUGUCAAUGGAACUCUAAAGAUUAACAAUGAAAUGAAAAGUGUCAAAAGGCUGCAGGUUUCCACAGAUUUGUACAUUUCAUUCCCACAACAAGAUAACAAUGUCACCUCCGUGUAUAAAGACCUUCAGAAAUUAUCACGUUUGUUUAAAGACCAACUGGUGUACCCUUUACUUGCAGCCACUCGACAAGUACUAAACCUCCCGGACAUGUUUGGACUUGUGGUCCUCCCCCUGGAAUUAAAAUUGCGUGUUUUCCGACUCUUGGAUGUGCAGUCUCUCCUCUCUCUGUCUGCCUCCUGCCGAGAAUUAUGUGCCGAUACUGAAGACCCUUCACUGUGGCGAUUCUUUUACAUGCGAGAUUUCCGAGAUCCUAUUCCCAGGAGCCAGGACACAGACUGGAAAGAGCUUUACAAGAAGAAACACAGACAGAAGUGGGAGACAUUACGAUCAAGACGCAUGAUCUUCAUUCCUCCAGUACCACAUCCUCUCCCUUUCCAUCCCAGUCCCUAUUACCCCAGCUCAUUUCCGCCACCCAACACAUUCCCACCUGGAAUUAUUGGUGGAGAGUAUGAUGAGCGCCCAGUUCUUCCCUUGGUUGGAGAUCCCAUAACUUCUUUAAUUCCUGGCAUAAGCCCCACCUCUGGACGCUUCCAUCCAUUCAGGCCACACUUUGACCCAGUGGGGACACUUGCAGACCCAAAUCCAACACUUCAGGGCCGCAGUGGUCCCCGUCCCAGUAGAGGGAGAGGUCAUGACACACGAAGGGCAUUUAUUUGAACUUUUAGUGAGUAAUAAAUACCAGACUGCGGAUAGAAGAAUUGUACAUUCUGUUCUGUGGCUUAAACCAAAGGUGCAGUCAGCGUGUCUGUGAAUACUGUUUUUCCUGCACCAAUUAGGAGGCUUACUUGACAUGCUAGUUAUUUGCACCGUACUGCCUUUUAAUUCUUUAACAAUCUUUUACGUGAGAUAUCAAAACAAAACCAAAAACAUAUGCAGCAAGAGAAUGACCUGCCUAGCAGAAAGGCUUAUUUAUGAGCAUUUACAAGAGAGUAAAGCUGAAGAUACAUACUCUUUAUAUUAAAAAUGGCAAUUUAAGCAGCAUAAUGAUUACAUUUUUAUUUAUAAAACAUUUUACCAGGAAAGAUACAUUGAGAUUUCUCUGUGUAGUGGUUAUGCUGCCUAGAGUCAGGGGAUGGAGUCUCAAGCUUUGUAUCAACUGUUUAGGAGCAGUUUGACCAAAAAACAGGCUGAAAAUCGCCCCAGACUCAGCCACUUUGAUAACGCAGAAUUAACACUUCCACUCUAUCAAUGUUCUGAUCAAUCAAAUUAUAUCCAACCUGGACCGGUGGUUGACUGAGAGUGCUGGUGCUGUCCUUCUCUCUCCGAGCUUGUCAUUGCUAUCUAGGAUGGUACCAAAUAUUUCAGUUUGGUGAAAAAUCAUUCUUGCUGUUGAUUUUCCAUUUUCAGGCGCUAAUCUAUUUUUUUUUUCUACUGAAUAAUAUAUUAAAUCUGUACUAUAUAUGUAA
This is a messenger RNA of Pelobates fuscus (common spadefoot toad), 2376 nucleotides long. RefSeq names its product F-box protein 7 (gene FBXO7). The transcript has 10 exons. The record is from RefSeq and is a predicted model, not a curated record. NCBI's taxonomy places the organism in Eukaryota, Metazoa, Chordata, Amphibia, Anura, Pelobatidae. Gene Ontology annotation, biological process: positive regulation of autophagy of mitochondrion. The coding region runs from base 95 to 1627 and encodes 510 amino acids. Gene Ontology annotation, molecular function: protein kinase binding.